Molecule: messenger RNA, 1024 nt
Organism: Oncorhynchus tshawytscha (Chinook salmon)
Lineage: Eukaryota; Metazoa; Chordata; Actinopteri; Salmoniformes; Salmonidae
Product: cAMP-regulated phosphoprotein 19
Exons: 3
Coding region: 159-521 (120 amino acids)
Cellular component (GO): cytoplasm
Molecular function (GO): protein phosphatase inhibitor activity
Source: RefSeq, a predicted model, not a curated record
GCCUCUGCUAAAGAAUGACGUCAGAUCGGGCAGACAUAUUUGUGCGGGCUGAUAGUUAACGGUCGGACGGAUUCGUAUGGCGAGAGGAAGCCAGGGCAAGGAUUUAGUUCAGAUUGUGUUUACUUUUCGACUUUGCCAGGGAUCGAGGUCACACUGAAAUGUCGGAGGAAAUUGAGGGGACAAAGACGACGGAGGAGACGGUGGUGAAUGACCAGAAUGAGAUGGACGACAAGGUGACCAGUCCAGAGAAGGUUGAGGAGGCCAAGUUGAAGGCUCGCUACCCAAACCUGGGGCACAAACCUGGAGGCUCCGACCUGCUACGCAAACGCCUGACCAAGGGGCAAAAGUAUUUUGACUCUGGGGACUACAACAUGGCCAAGGCCAAGGUGAAGAACAAGCAGCUUCCUGCAGCUACGUCAGAGAAGAGCGGAGGAGGAGAGAUCACAGGAGACCAUAUCCCCACACCUCAGGACCUGCCUCAGAGGAAACCUUCCCUGGUGGCCAGCAAACUGGCCGGCUGAUACACACACUGUCCUGUCUCUAACCCUGUCAAUACUCCUAACAAUCACCCUGCUACACUUGUUCCUCUCUCACUACCUCUCCCCCAUCUACUUCUGCCCCAGCCCCAGAGAGACCCUUCCCUGGUGGCCAGCAAACUGGCACACACCUCUAACCGCCUGUCCCUGGUUCUGUCCCUCAUCCUCUUCACCCAGUCCUCUCUGCUUCCCCUCACCUUCCACUCUGUUAUGGCUCCCUCUUCUUCCUGCUCUUCCUCCCCUCGGUUCUUGUUUAUUUUCUAUUCUCAUGUAAAAAUACACUGAAAGCAAGGAUGAGGAUGUGUAGAAGGGAGAGAGGGAGGACUGGGAUGACUCUACUACAGGAGGAGACUUUAAAGAUGACCACAACUCUGUGUCCCAGAUGACACCCUAUCCCCUAUAUAGCCCUGUGGGCCCUGGUCAAAAGUACAUUGUACAAAACAUUAGGAAUACCAUUCCUAAUAUUGAGUUGCACCCCCUUUUGCCCU